Molecule: messenger RNA, 3674 nt
Organism: Chroicocephalus ridibundus (black-headed gull)
Lineage: Eukaryota; Metazoa; Chordata; Aves; Charadriiformes; Laridae
Gene: EFCAB12
Product: EF-hand calcium binding domain 12
Exons: 16
Coding region: 1-2493 (830 amino acids)
Source: RefSeq, a predicted model, not a curated record
AUGACAAACCUGGCAGCGCGGGUCACCAGCAUCGAGCUCUGCAGCACAUUCACGUUUCCUACUCUCAAGAAGCUUUCUGUCAACGAUGUUGUUACUAUUUGGAGCGGUGUGUCUAAGUAUGUCCGGCAACAGCUCCUGAAGGAAGAGCCUCAGGCUGUCACCAUAACAGGACUGGGGACAUUUCAUAUCAAAAGCUGUCACUUUUUUGAAAAUGGCAAGAUGAUCACAUUUCAGAGACCUGUGUUCUCGCUGUCCAGGACUGUUGCACAGGUCCGUGAGCUGCAACAUGCUUCUGUACCUGUUCCUGAAGAGAUUAACAAAGUGUCAGUGAGCUACAAGAAGACCCACUUGAAUGUGCCCUAUUCUGAGAAAGUCGUGCAGCACUGUGUGCAGGAGACCCUGGACUUUUUCUGCUUCAUCCUGAAAAAGAAAGAAGAUGCAGACUUCAUUUUAAAGGAUGUUGGCACUCUUGCUAUCCGAGGAACAGAAGUGACAAUGGCAUUUUGUGAAGACUUUUUACUAAGCCUUAACAAGUCUACAGACAUGAUAGAGAAGUUGCUCACUAAGAAAUGGGUCAUAUCAGACAAAGAAGUCACUCUCUUUCCAAGCCGUUUUGGCCGUGUCCACCGGUUUCCACAGUUUGACAUUAGGGUAGUGCCUCGAAGAGUUUCUCUCCCAGAUGAAGAGACAUCUUCAGAUGUCAAAAGUGGUUUGAGUAGCAUGGGAAAAAAAGCGACUAUUCAUCACUCAUCACUCCUUCUGCAAAGGAGCGUUUCCCCAGACAGCUUAGCCAGAGGUGAUAUGGCAAAAGAAGCACAGGAGAAAACCGAGAGAAAAGGGCCUCCUGGCAGACUGUUGCAACAAUGUGCAGGCACAGAAGGAAGGCAGCACAAAGAAACUCCUUUGGUGAGCCCUGGGUUGCCAUUGCCUACUUCUGAAGAGCACAGGCAGACGGGACAGAAAAGACGGUCUGUAUUUGGGAUGAAUAGUAGAAGAAAACUGGAGGCAUCCAUGGCCAAAAGGAAGGAGGAAGAACAGAACAGAGAAGCAGGGAGCAUCACCUUUCCAGAAUUGCCUCAACAGCACGCUGGGAGAGGAAGCGACGAGAUGCAGAGAGCCCAGCUGACUCAGAAGGAAGAAGAUAGCCUCGGAUCCUCAGAGAACACCUCCAAGACAGAAGAGGGUCUACAGACAGCGGAGGCUUGGAUUCAGCUAAGGAGGCAUUUUCGAUCUGAGCUGGAAAGCUUAGGGGACACUGAAAGAUGGCUCACUCAAAAACCUUCCCUCAGCCGACAAGAAAAAAAAUUCUUGCAAAGAAUAAGGGCACUCAGAGCAGACAGGAGGGCUGCUGUCAAAUCAGCCGCGACUGACAGCCUGGACCACUCACCACCAAAGAGCAGACAGUCCCAGAAGAAGGGUGCCAUUCCCCUUGUUUGUGCACCGUACCCCCAGGCUCUUGUCACGCUGCAUAACCUCCUGCAUGAAAAGAAGCUGAGGAUGGUGUCCGUAUUCAAGGCAGCUGGUAUGGGUGGGAGGAACAUCAAGAGAGAAGACUUCAUUAAAGUCAUCAAGGAGACCAAAGUUCCCAUCAGCGACAAGGAUCUCGAGGAUGUGGUCAUCUUCUUGACUUCCUCAAAACCAGGGAAUUUUAUAAGCCCUGAAGAUUUGAUUAACUGUCAAAAGCAGUGGCUGGAAAUGAGGAAAGGACAAGCCCAAGAGACCAAAACAGGCGUAGAAGCUUGGUUCCAGAAGGCCACCUGCCAAACUGCCGCUUUUCCAUCUUCUGCUGGGGACACAGCCAAAUGGAUGACGCCUCGUCCUCCUACCAAGCCCAAAAGAAAACUAAUACACUUGGAAGUUCCACCAGUCAACACCGAGCCAGAACAACAACAAAUGAGCUGUGAAGGAAUGGAAGAGACUGAAAAACAAUUAAGAGAGAAGAGACGGUGGAAGAAGAACAAAGAGAGCCCAAUAGAACGAAAAGAAAAGUGCCGGAUGGUGAGAUCUGGGGAUCGCCCCGUUGAUGAGCACUGCUUGCCUUCAACCGUAGAGACUGACUUUGGAGAGCUGGUUGACCAAUAUCGCAGCAAAACCUUGAUGAACUAUAUGCAGGACUCCAAGCUGUGUGAAGAGCGCAAUGUUCCCAUCACCAAGUCAGUGCUGCAGAAAGCCCUGCUGCAUCCAGGAGACAAGAUCAUCAAGGAAGGCGAACAUGUAAGGAAGAUCAGGCAGCCUGGAGGAUACUACAGCACAGGACAUGCUGAUGCUCGAUCACCUGGGAGCACCUCCAAAUCUGCAUCUGGAAGCCAGACCAACGAGGCAGAAAAUAGGCAUCUUCAGAGGAAUAAGAUGCAAAAGACAAGCGACAAUAGGUUCUGGCCAGGUCAUCUCCUGGACAAGCUAUACCUUUACUUUCCUGAUAAGCACCAUGACAGGGCGCACGCCCUGUUCAGCUGUGUUCGUCCAACCAAGCCUGUCUACCAUGGCUUCUAAAGCCCCGACUGCAGCUGGCUCCUCAGCAAGCCCGGACGCUUGGCCUCUGGAGACACUGCCUUCAAAAAGACCAGCUCCACCUGAAGCUCUUCUUCAAGCAGCAGGAGAUGCGUGCACAGCUUUGUGAUCCCUCAGUCAGCUCAGGGGACCUGGGCUGGGCUGAAGGCGUGGGAGCUGGACUGACCACAAAAUGCACUUCUCAACUGGGAGCUUUUCUGCUCACCUGGUGUAAAAGAUGACUUGUAAACAAAGAUUGAGAGAAGCAGCCCGAGGGAAGCAUGAAACAAAUGGUGAGAGCCUGAGGAAUGUCUCCAACACUCGCAAGUACCAUGCCUUUUGCUUAAAGAACUGAUAAGGUUAACACCUGUUUAUCUCUUGUGUGAUUCAUGCGAGAGAAAACUCGUCUAGAAGUUUUUAUGAAGACAAGGAGGGAGCUUACAGAGCCCAGCUUUUCGUCGGCAAAGACAGUAAAAUCGAUAUAACAAAAAACACUGUCUCUGCAGAAGGCUACCAUGCCCGAUGGAUGACCUUUGCCUCAUUACCCGUGAAAUGCAUAUUAAAGUUGACACCCCCGUAUAUGCUAACACAGAUUAUCGAGAUCAUGCUCAACAUAUAUGACUAUAGCUCUCAUCUCCCCAUCCAAAUCAUGCUACACAUCACCUGGGAAGUGGAGAAACCUGAGAUGAAACUGCCCCGAGGAGCAGGGCGGGCCAUGCAAAUAAGGCCAACAUAAAAGGGGAAAAUAAGUGCCCCGAGAAAAAGAAGAUUUUUCCCUGGGGAUAUACAGAAGGGCGCUUUUACCCCUCCCAGUUGGCUGGACAAACACUGGAACCAGAACCAGCGAUCUCUUUAUCUCUCAGUCUCUCUCCUUCUCUAUCCCUUUGUUUCUUUUCUUUUCUUUUGAAGUACUGCUUGCCAUAAUUUGUUGUAUACCCGUUGCUAAGUAACGCAAUGCCUCCCUACUAUGAGAGAUUAGAUUAAGAGCAAAACAGGUGGUAGAAGAUGGAAUUAGUACAUGGGAAAAACGGGAACCGAGAAGGUAGAAAACAUGUUGUGCUAAUGACUAAGCAAUUUACUAUGUGAAUUCUUGUAACCAAUCUGAUGUGUGAACGAACUGCAUGGACAGCGCGUGGACAGUGUAACGAGCUAAUCAGAAAUAAGCGAGUCGCGUGUACGGCUAC